AGGCGCGGUGGCCAAUGGGCUGCGAGUCCUGUUGGCGUCAGGCGGGAGCUGGAGGCGGUGCCGCACCCGCCAUGGUGCCCUACCGCAUCCGCCCGUACCGCGAGGGCGACUACGAGGCCGUGCGGGAGGUGUUCGCGGCCGGCAUGAGCGAGCACGCGCCGGCGCUGUGCCUUCACGUGCUGCGGCAGCCCUGGGCGCUGCUGCUGCUGGGCUGCACCUUCUGCCUGCUGCUGGCCAGCGCGCGCUCGCUGCUGCUGCCCGUGCUGGCGCUCACGCUGCUGCUGGCGCUGGCGCGGCACGGCCUGGGCUGCGCCUGGAGCGCCUACAUCCAGCGCUGCCUCGACGCCGACCUGCGCGACAUCGCCGCUGCCUACGGCGACCGCGCCGGCGCCCGCUUCUGGGUGGCCGAGGCGGACGAGCGGGUGGUGGGCACGGUGGGCGUGCGGCCGGCGGCUGGCGAUGGAGCGGGCGACGGUGGUGGCGGCGACGGGGAGCUGGUGCUGAAGAGGAUGUCGGUGCGGCGGGGUUACCGCGGGCAGGGCAUCGGCGCGGCGCUGGGCAGCGCGGCGCUGGCCUUCGCGCGGCAGCGCGGCUGCAGGGCCGUGGUGCUCAACACGCUGAUGGUGCAGCACGAGGCGCGAGCCCUCUACGAGCGCUUGGGGUUCCGCCGGCACCGGCAGUACGUGCUGCCCACCGUCUAUGGCCACUUGGCCAACUGCACCAUCACCACCUACCGCUACGAGCUGGACGGCACCAAGUGAGCCCCGGCGCCGCGCCACGGAGCAGGGAACCGUGGAGUGAUGGGAUCAACCAGGGUGGAAAAGAGCUUCCAGAUCAUCAAGUCCAACCUUUACCCCAGCACUGCCAAGGCCACCACUGACCCAUGGCACUGAGGCCUCGGCUACACAGUGUGUGAACACUUGCAGGGCCGGUGACUCCAGCCCUGCCCUGGGCAGCCUGUUCCAAUGCCUGAGCACCCUCUGGGGAAGGAAUUGUUCCUCAGCUCCAUCUAAACCUGCCCUGGGGCAGCUUGAGGCCGUUUCCUCUUGUCCCAUCCCUUGUUCCUUGGGAGCAGAGACCAGCCCCCUCCUGGCUCCAUCCUCCUGUCAGGCAGUUGCAGAGAGCGAGAAGGUCCCCCCUGAGCCUUCUCUUCUCCAGACUAAACCCCCCCAGGUCCCUCAGCCGUUCCUCAUCACACUUGUGCUCCAGGCCCUGCACCAGCUCCGGGGCCCUUCUCUGGCCCCGCUCCAGCACCUCAAUGUCUCUCUUGCAGUGAGGGGCCCAGAACUGACAGGAUUCAAUGUGCAGCCUCAGCAGUGCCCAGCGCAGGGGAUGCAUCAUGGCACCAGCACCCAUGUGCCCUGCAGUGCUGGGGGUAGUGGGGUGCUGGGUCCCCCUGGUUCAUUCAUUGCCACGGUGCACCUCAGGGACACACAAUGGGGGGUCUGGGUGCUGCCAUCCCCACCCCACCGAUGUCCCCACCUUCCCAAGGGAAUCCAGGCUCCCAGGAGGGGUUUCCCGUGGGGAGCUGUGCCCUGCCUGGCCACAAAGCCUUUGGGGGGGCUCCCCACAUGUGCCCCCCCUUGGCUGCAGUGUGGUGCCUUUGGGGCAGGGGCUGCUGCUGUAAUGGGGGGGGGGGGCAAUAAAGGACCAUCCGCAGUGCC
Strigops habroptila (Kakapo) is the source of this 1664-nucleotide messenger RNA. Its product is annotated as probable N-acetyltransferase camello. Lineage: Eukaryota; Metazoa; Chordata; Aves; Psittaciformes; Psittacidae. The record is from RefSeq and is a predicted model, not a curated record. The transcript is spliced from 2 exons. Gene Ontology annotation, molecular function: N-acetyltransferase activity. The coding region runs from base 15 to 761 and encodes 248 amino acids.